Molecule: messenger RNA, 915 nt
Organism: Triticum dicoccoides
Lineage: Eukaryota; Viridiplantae; Streptophyta; Magnoliopsida; Poales; Poaceae
Exons: 1
Coding region: 106-432 (108 amino acids)
Source: RefSeq, a predicted model, not a curated record
UUCUCGCUCUACAGCACAGUUGCAUACACACAGAGAGAGAAACUUCCAUUGUUUUGAUACUUCGUAGAUAGUAUACUGCCUAGCUAGACAUACCACAUAUAGAGUAUGGGUUCUUGGAAGCGCACCAUCACGACGCCGUUCAGGAAGGCGUGCACCAUCCUCAGCCCGCAGCACGGCAGCGGGAGGAGCGACGAUCAGCACGGCGGCAGCGGCCACGACGGCAAGAAGACGCCGCGCACGCGCCACCAUCUGAAGCGGUCCGGAGCGGCGGCGGCGGCGGCGGCGGCAAUGGCGCAGGGCGAGGUGGUGGAGAGCCCGUCGACGACAGCGCAGCUCUACGGCGACGUGAUGGCGUGCGCCUACGAGGACGUGCAGGUCAUGUGGUCCAUGCUGGACAACAAAGCCAAGGUCCUCGACAGCGCCGCCUCGUGACCACGCGCUCCGUCAUCACCACCGAUCGAUCGAUGGGUCGAGGAGUUUCAUCAUCGAUCCAGUACAUACUACUGCCACAUCGCCCACUGCACCCAGAUUUCAGAGCCUUUGGCGCUCAAUCUGCAGACCGUCGACGACGAGUCCUGAAACUCUUCUCCGUUUUCUUUUUGUUGAGCCUGAAAUGAAUCCCCGGCACUGGCAUGGUACCUAAUUAAUUAAGCUAUAAGGUGCUAGCUAGCUUGGAGUGAUUUGAUAGAUUGCCGCCACAGCGUUAGGAUGGAUCUCUGAUCAUUGAGGGCAUGUUUUCCUUUUCUCUUCCUUUUUGGUGUCACAGAUGGAUAUGGAUGUAUUCGGUCGUGCAUCAUCCGAUUCGCCAAUCAAUGACAAGAGUUUUUGAACAUCUGGGACCCCCUUCCGUGCCUGUAUUGCACAUGGUCUGUCUCCGUCCUUGUUUGCCGACAUGUCUUAAUUACUUUGGCAAAA